Messenger RNA from Mytilus californianus (California mussel), 855 nucleotides. RefSeq lists its product as uncharacterized. Lineage: Eukaryota; Metazoa; Mollusca; Bivalvia; Mytilida; Mytilidae. The transcript has 6 exons. Gene Ontology annotation, molecular function: metalloendopeptidase inhibitor activity; protein binding. The coding region runs from base 141 to 761 and encodes 206 amino acids. The record is from RefSeq and is a predicted model, not a curated record.
UGUAAUUUAUCCUGUGGAUAUCCGUUUGAUGUAAUGGGCGCAAACAUCCUUCCUGACAUGUUCUUUUUUAUGUCAACUACCCAAAUAUUAUAAAUUUAAAAGUAAGGGACUACUUCUUGUGAUAAUUUGAUAAUAAUACAAUGGAGUUAUUUUUGAAGAGGAAAUGCUCUGGGAUUGUUUUGGUUUUGUAUAUAUUUAUACAUUGUUCAAAUGGCAAAUCCUGUUCAGUCUCCGAUUGGAUGGAUGAUCUAUUUAUACCACAGUUUGAGUUCUGUGGAUUAAAUAAUCUAGUUUUCAGGGGAACUGUCCAGAGUAGUAACCUUACACAAGACAACAAAAAGAUGUAUGACAUUCGCAUAAAUGAAGUUUUCAAGAGACCAAAGGAAGUGACCAUCUUUGCCAAUUAUACGGAUGUUGUCCCUGGUGCUUUGGUAACAUUUUGGACAAAUUACAAAAAAGUCAAGUGCACCGUUGACCUGGAAAAUCAUGUUGACUACUACAUUUUCACUGUAUAUGGACGAGUCCCUGGUGAGCCACAGGAAUUAACUAGUAUUGACUGGAUUGCACCAUUUAAUACCUUCACAGAAACACAGAAACGUGGUUUCCGUGGCCUUUACGAUUGUGAUGGAUGCGGGGGAUUUAACACUGGUUUUAAGAAAUGUGACCGACGUCUUGUUAACGACUGUUACAAAGCCAACGCUGUGUGUGAAAGAGAUGCUGGCCAGGAAUGUAAAUGGCGACUUAUUGAGCCAUGUAACUGAUGUUCAAAAUUUUGUAUUCCCUGUAUUGAUGUUUGAAUUAUUGAUUUUAUCUGUAGUAUAAGAAUAUAAUUAAUAAUAAAAUCAUAGGGGAAUA